AUUGAAAGUACAAACGCUCAUCUUGAAGUGAAAAGGGAGUUGUAAGCAUAGAUAUCAAAACUAGAUGCAGUUUCAAGCUCUCCAGGCACGUCCGCCAUCUUGGAACGGUCAACGGACGUCACUCACAGUUUGGCAGAAUGUCACAACACCGCGGAGCCUUGGCUGUGAAUAUUAAUUCCAGGAAAUGUGGAUACCCUUUCAUCGUCGUCAUGUGUUAGUUUAGGAAAUAUAAUGGUGUAAUGAUUUUAUUUCGCGUUUCUAUGUCAGAUUAUCUAAUACAAAAGAUUAAUUUACAAUUUUGCCGGUUAAAGGAAUAGUUCACACACAAACACAUGAAUGGCCAUGUGCCCAUUUAUGCAGCCCAUUUGUUUCAAACUUGACGUGGUUUUGUGUCUACAAGUCACCAGGGGUCCAGUGAUGUUCUCUCGCCGAAGUUCUUCCUUUGUGUUUUCUGCUGAAGAAAAACAAAACCGUGCUUUUUGGACUGACAUAAGGAGUACCUGAGGUUGAGGGAGUCUGUUCCCUCUCGCUCCCAGAGGUCAAUAUUCCCGCCUGUGGAGAGAGCACCGUGCUGGCGGCCCAGCCCCUUUCCCGCUUCAGCCUGGGACGGAAGACCCUGCUGGGGGCUGGCGUGGCCGUGAUGCUGGUCUUGGUCCUGGUGGUCCUCAUUCCAAUUCUGGUCCAUUUGGCAGGCACCAGUGAAAACGGUGAAUACGAAAUGCUGGGUGCCUGCCGUAUGGUGUGCGACCCUUUCUCUGAAAAAUCGGGCACUACGGCGGGCAUCGGUACGGGCACGGGUAUCACUAACACGCAGCUGGAGGCUGAACCGCUGACCGAUCACAGUAUGGGACCCCCGUUGCCAACCUAUGCACACGGACCGCAGGGCAAGCCUGGACGACAGGGAAAGCCAGGGCUGCCGGGACCCCCGGGACCACCCGGAGAGCCAGGUCCACCGGGACCGAUGGGGCCGCCGGGAAAUAAGAACCACACGGAGCGACCCGAUGUCUCCGCUCUGGGUGGAAGAACGGCUACGGGAAUGGGGACCUCCGUGUAUGCCAUGGUUCCGCGUCUGGCGUUCUAUGCGGCUCUGAAAAACCCGCAGGAGGGUUAUGAGAUUCUGAGGUUUGACGAUGUGGUGACAAAUAUUGGGAAUAACUACGAUGGGUCGACGGGGAAGUUUGUGUGCAAGGUUCCUGGGACGUACUUCUUUACGUACAAUGUACUCAUGAGGGGAGGGGACGGGACCAGCAUGUGGGCGGACCUGCUGAAAAACGGACAGGUGAGGGCCAGCGCUAUCGCUCAGGAUCAGGACCAGAGUUAUGAUUACGCCUCAAACACAGUCAUUUUGCACCUGGACCCCGGGGACGAGAUCUUCAUCAAGCUUGACGGCGGAAAGGCACACGGAGGAAAGAGCAACAAGUACAGCACAUUCUCUGGCUUCAUUCUGUACAGUGACUAGAGAGGUGGAGAGGUCAUUCAGCCUGAAAAAAGAGACUAAAGGCUGCGAACCAGCAUGCAAAACAAACUCAGAAAGAAGGUUAUUUCAUGCCGCAACUUUUUUUAAAUUUAUUGUCACUAUAGAAAUGUUAUUAAUUCAUUCAUUCACGCAGCAAUGGAUAUUUGUGUUUGAUGUGAACAGGCUGAUUUCAUUGGUGUAAACUUUUGAUCAUUAUUGUUGUCUUUGGUACAUCGAGAUUCUGAAAGAUCCUUUUGUGUCUGUAAGAAGCCCGCGUCAUCUCUUUGGUUCUGUUUGCCUGGACGAGAACCUUCUCACAAGACAAUUUGAUUCAGGGGUGAAAUGAUUCAUUUUGGAACAUGAAUUUGCAGGUUUGUAAGUGGAAUAGCAUGUAGCUGCUAGCGUGUCACGGUUGCACUUUGUUAUGGGCCUGAUAGAAUCCCAACAGACCAGGAUUCACAUUUAUGAAGAAUAAGAGCAAGAUCCAUCUGCCAAAAAACAACUUCAUGCUGAAAGUUUAGGACUUCAGAAUGCCAUCAAGACAUGAACGAAAGGCCGGUGGAGUAUGUGUUUGUUUCAUGAUGGUGUUUGUCUUUGUGCUCGUGUUGUGUCUGUGAACAAUGAUGUCUCUCAGUUGACUUCAUGUGAAAUAAAUGACCUAAAAUGAUACCCUAAACAUAUCCUGAGAGUCUGUAAGUCAUUGUUUGUGAUUGAUGUAUGGGUGUGGAAAUAUUAGAAGAACUAAAGCUCAAAAUCUAAGCUUUGAACAUUUUCAUGUGCGUUGUGUUGUCAUCAAUGAUGUAAAAUGCUGUGUGGCUUUCUUUGUUUAUCCCACAGAACGCUUCGAUGGGGUAAGAAUGACCCUUUACAAGACAA
Messenger RNA from Triplophysa dalaica, 2332 nucleotides. Its product is annotated as C1q-related factor-like. The transcript is spliced from 3 exons. Lineage: Eukaryota; Metazoa; Chordata; Actinopteri; Cypriniformes; Nemacheilidae. The coding region runs from base 641 to 1459 and encodes 272 amino acids. The record is from RefSeq and is a predicted model, not a curated record. Gene Ontology annotation, molecular function: protein binding.